AUGUCACAGGAUAAAAUUUUAGAAGGGUCUUUUUCAUAUAAUAUAUACAAAGAAUUAGAUAAUGAUGUUGAAGAAAAUAAUUAUGAUGUUUACUGUACUGCAUUCAAUAAUGAUGAAGAUAAUACUGAAAAAAAGCAUUACAAUCUUUGUAAAAAAAUAUUAAGAAAUACACAUAUUUUAUCUAGAUAUGUUAAUACAAAUAAUUUUACAACUCUCUGUUCACAUUAUAGAUAUUGGACAUAUUAUAAUAUAAAGAAAAUUUUAGGAGAUGAUACAAAUAAUGAUAAGGCCAAACCAAUAAUUAAUAAAUUUAAACAGGUUCGAGAUAAUAUUAGAAAAAUUUCUAAUGCGUUAUAUUGCCAAUAUGAGUUUAAUGAUGAUAUUAUAAAAAAACUAAACGAUAUGAAAGAAGAAAAAUAUUUGUAUGAUUAUUUUCAAAAUUAUGACAGUAUUAAAACAUCUGACACAUGUAAAGUUGUUACACUUGAUAAAUAUGAAAAUUACCUUAAAUAUAUUAUUACAUUAUAUAAUGAGCGUAAAGGGGAGGAUGCAUGUUGCUAUGGUUCAUUCUUGAUAGACUGCGAAGACUAUUUUAAAUGCGAUGACGAAUUUGAUCCUAAUAUACUGUUUUCCCUAACAAAUAUUACAGGUUCAAUUUAUUAUUUCAAGUGUACUGAUUUUGACGAAGACAAAAUUUCAGAUAAAACAAAAGAAGGUGGAAAACUUAAUUGUCAUAUUUUUCUGACAUCUGAUAAAUCUCAUUUUAUGCCAUUAUCACCUUCUCUUCAAGCUCCUUCGACAUUUGGUCCUUUUACAACCUAUGGACAAAGAGGAACUUCUGUAUCUGCAGAAUUACAACGUAAUAACCUAGUAUCAAGUGGCAUUUCAGGACAUGAAGAUCAAUCAUCUUCUUCAGAGUCAUCAGAUGUGAACUAUAAGAGCUCCUGUAAAGAUGCUGCACGCAAAAAUCCACUAUUAGCAAGAGAUGCAUCAGAAAACUGCAGAGAGCCGGAUGUUCGCGCAACUGAAACUGUUGGAGUAAAAUUGAAUUUAUAUGCUCCCGGAAGAAGAAUUAGAAUUAAACUAAAUAGUGAUUCAAACACGUUCAAAAACAAUUUUUUUCGCGUGGGAAUCGCAUUUACUCUGAUAGCGGGAAUCAUUUCCACUAUUUUCCUUUAUUAUAAAUUUACUCCUUUUGGAAGAUGUUUUCACAAAAAAGUAUCAAGGAAAAAAAUAAUAGACGAUUAUUAUGAUGAUCCGUAUAUGCGGAAGUUUAUGAUCCGUGCUCCAAAAUCGGAUAAAAGAAGAACUGGUAAUACUGGAUUACAAUUUUCUUAUUAUUCUAGGUGA
Plasmodium malariae is the source of this 1350-nucleotide messenger RNA. Its product is annotated as PIR protein. The record is from RefSeq and is a predicted model, not a curated record. NCBI's taxonomy places the organism in Eukaryota, Apicomplexa, Aconoidasida, Haemosporida, Plasmodiidae. The transcript is spliced from 4 exons. The coding region runs from base 1 to 1350 and encodes 449 amino acids.